This is a messenger RNA of Petromyzon marinus (sea lamprey), 1749 nucleotides long. Lineage: Eukaryota; Metazoa; Chordata; Hyperoartia; Petromyzontiformes; Petromyzontidae. The record is from RefSeq and is a predicted model, not a curated record.
GGGCGCGUGGUGGGGGGGGGGGCUGCGUGGGAGAGGGGAGUGGAGGCGUGCGCAGUUGUUCUCUCGCUCGGACAAUUCGUCAACUCUCAACCGGGGUUCCUGCCAGUGAGGGGAUACGAGCGACGGGGAUACGAGUCAAGGUGACACGAGGAAAGGGGAUAUGAGUCGAGGGAAUACGAGGCAAUAGGACACGAGGCGAGGGGACACGCAGUGACGUGUGUACCCCCUGACUUCCACACCCCCGUCUCUCCUCGGAGCCCCCGAUCGGCUCCCGUUUGGCACCAGGAUCUCGGGGCUCCAAUGCUGCUCCCCGGACCCGGCUCAUCGUCACCAUCAGCUCGGCUUCUGUCGUAAAACAACAGCAGCAGCAGCAACAACAACAGCAGCAGCAGCAGCUGUUGUGAUUACACCGAACCGGACGGACAGGGAAGGGCAUCGGGAGGCCGCGACCAUGGUGAAGUGCCUGGUGAAAAUCCGGACCAAGGUCAAUGUCCAUCUGCGCAUGGUCAACCACUGUUACCGGGACGUCCGGGUUCGAGUCCUGAGCCUGGGACCCCGCAUCCUGCGCCGUGCCAUAGGUGGCAUGCCCUUCCUGCCGGCGCUGAUGUACGGUCCCCCCAGUGACAAUCCGGGCGCAGCCCUCAAUCCGAACAGCCCCGUAGCCGGCACCGGCAGCGGCGCCUCCAGAUUCCGGGAGACUCCAAGGGUUCACGAGGUUCCCGUCGAAUUUGACGACGACGACGACGACGACGCCGACGACUGCGGCGGCUACGGUGGCUACGGUGGCGUGGAUCGCGCUGGUGUUGGGGAAGACGAGGACGUGGUGUUGUUUGCGAGGAGAGGGGAUCCCACGGCGCGUGAUGAAGCUGGGUUGACCGGGAGGGGUGUCGCAGGCGAGGGAGUUCUGCGCGCAUCUGUGCGCAGGUGUUCAGAGAGGAGCCCUCGCGGGAGUGAGGACGGUGAGGCGGUGGUGGUGGCUGGGCCAUCGCGACACACGGCCGGGCCACCUCGCAUGUCCGGCUCAAACGCGAGAGCCGACGGCGGCGAGGACCUACUCCGACCCCUGCCGCCCUUCCCCACAAAGACCCCUGGACGCGCCCCCGGUCUGCACGGCGAGCCCAGCAGCAGCAGCGGCGGCGGCGGCGGCGGCACCAAGCGCAGCUCGUUAGCCCACCACUCGCGGGACGCGGCGCCUCUCAUCACGAACGGUGGCUCCGACGGUGGGGCGCUCAUCGUCGCCUCCAUCGCCCCGUGCGCGCCACGUCUUGGGGGUGGCGAUGCAACCGAGGGUGGAGUCGAGGGUGGAGGGCAACGCGAAUUGGAAGGCGCAGCGGAGGACGAGUGCGCGCGUCGCCGCGAUGUGGAUGAGCGGGGACGAGCGCGGGUGUCGUGGGCGCGAGCCGCGCGCUCCGCGCUGGGGAUGCUCGCCGCCGCGUCUCUGCUCGCCGCCGCCAACCUCCUGCUCCUCGUGCUCCUGCUGGAGUCUCCCGCCGAGCUGGAGUCGCUCCGCUGGAUGCGGGAGUCGCCCUUCUUCCUGCACUUCCACUACGGCUACUACUGCCCCGCGCGCCGCUGGCUCGCCUGCUCGCUCAUGAGGGCGAUGGGGGACACGUGACGGCUCCGUGACUCCGCGCUCGCCCGCCCGCUCGCUCGCUCGCUCCUCUCUCUCGCACACACGCACACAGACGCACACACGCACACAUGCACAGACGCACACGCACACACGCACACACGCACACGCACACACGC